Messenger RNA from Strongylocentrotus purpuratus (purple sea urchin), 1461 nucleotides. It is a transcript of the gene dcps, whose product is annotated as m7GpppX diphosphatase. Gene Ontology annotation, biological process: deadenylation-dependent decapping of nuclear-transcribed mRNA. The record is from RefSeq and is a predicted model, not a curated record. Bases 66 to 1106 code for a protein of 346 amino acids. Gene Ontology annotation, molecular function: RNA 7-methylguanosine cap binding; hydrolase activity. The transcript is spliced from 4 exons. Lineage: Eukaryota; Metazoa; Echinodermata; Echinoidea; Camarodonta; Strongylocentrotidae. Gene Ontology annotation, cellular component: P-body; nucleus.
UGCAAUAUCAUUAUUGGGCCUAAUCAUUACACGGUACAUAGCCUCCCAUAGUUAACGCAAGAACGAUGGCUGAAAACCCACCAAAAAGGCAAAAGACCUCGGAGUCGGAAGAGAAAAUUGAAUGUGAUGCAUUGCGGAAUUUCAAAGGAUUCAAAAUCAAGAGAAUUUUGAACCAGAACUUGUCAUCUAAAUCGGUUUUCUUACUGGGAAAUUUGUACAGCGAAUCUUCACCGGGGUCAGCAGGAGACGCGAGUAGCGGUACGCCGGAAGGCGGGGUAGCGUGUGACGAUGCAGACCCACAGAGCAGCGGAAAUGACCAGGCCGUUGUAUUGCUAGAGAAGACUGCAUUUACAGAAGACUUGUUACCUACUUUGAUGUCAGAUAAAUCUGUUCUCAAUCGUUCAAUGCAGAAUGAUAUUUACGGUGUGUAUGAAUGCUUCCCACCCAAGGAACUGUCUGGAAUAAAAACAACCUUGAUCUAUCCUGCUACUGAGAAACACAUCCAGAAAUACUCUGCUCAGGAUGUGCAUCUCAUCAAUGAAUCCUACCAGGACUACAAGAACAUCACACUGCCAUAUAUUGAGGAAAAGCAGUUCAAUAUUCAGUGGGUGUACAAUAUCUUGGAGAAGAAAGCCGAAUCCGAGCGUAUCGUCUCUGAAGAUCCCGAUCCUGAGACGGGCUUUGUGAUGUUACCAGACAUGAAAUGGGAUGAGAAACAGACCAGCAAUCUCUAUCUCAUCGUCAUCAUCCAUCAGCGAGGUAUCAAGAGUCUACGUGAUCUCAGUACUUCUCAUCUUCCGCUGCUACGUAACAUCCAGGAAAAGUGUUUGAAAUGUAUCCAAGAGAAGUACAGCAUACCAGCUGACGAGCUCAGAGCAUACCUACACUACCAGCCCUCCUACUACCACCUCCAUGUACAUUUCACCCAUCUCAAGUUUAAUGCUCCCGGUACCAACGUCGACCGCGCCCAUCUCUUAUCCUCGGUCAUAGAGAACAUUGAGCUGAUGCCUGAUUAUUACCAGAGGAAACCUCUUGCGUAUGUCCUCCGAGAGAACGAUGGACUCCUGGCAAAGUUCAGAGAAGCGAGAGCUGGGAAUGGACAGUGAAAGCGGUGAAGUACAUCAUGGUUUGUUUCCUUCUUUGAAAUGGACUUGCUUUGGGCAUUGAGUGCACAAUGAUGCUCACGUUUGAGAAGAAAUGAAGCUCAAAAAUAUUUGUUGUUGUAUGAUGCAGUAAUCUUUUGUUUGCUUCACAAUUAUCAUCAAAAUUUUGGACUUGAUCAAACACAUACAGUGCUUGUGAGGUAGAGUCGCCUUAGUGUAGUGUCCUUUGGUUUGAGAGAUUUUUCUUCCAUUAUAUUGCAGCCGAAGAGAUAAAAGUAGCAAUAAACGCUCAAGAUAUUACACAAUUACUAGCCUUCGUUUUUAAAAAGUAUUAUUUUACGAAGCAAAAAUUGUGACU